ACGAAAAGGAUGCUGCAUGGGUCGUAUCGAUUUUCUAACGAGUACACGUAUAUAAUUCCUAUUACAUUUAAAUAACAUAUCCUGCUGUAUCUUUCCCCAUAAUAUAUAAUCACACGUACACCUACUGGCACUUCUACACUUGGCAUAGCGCAAAAAUUGCAACGUUACUAUUAUCUUUGAGAGAUUAUAAUUAUGAUCUAUAUUCAAUCUUCGUAUACAUCUUAUUAGUACAGAUGCAUAUUUCCUAACUAAUCGUUUAACUAUAAUCGUCUCAACGAUAUUUAUGAACACGUGUGUAAAUUUAAAAUAACGGCCGGAGGUAUAUAGGAGGAGGCUUACGAAAAUGUGAAUGCAAAAUGAUCAGCACUCGACGAGCUUCUCGCGUUUCGCUCGUCUCAAUAGCAACAUAGUCAGUUAGAACUUACAAGAGUAUUGUAAAACUGUAAUAAUAAACUAAACAAGAUGCACUUAACUGGAAUCUUGUCGUCAAUAAGCGAGGCUUAUCAUUUAAAUGAUUGAUGUUAACCGUGGCAGGUAAACGUGCAGCAAACAAUAUCGGAAAUGAAAAAAUUCAAUCUGGCGGAUGGUCGUAUGCAGUCGUAUGCGCAUCGAUACACGGUGCGAAAAGCUGCAUGCGCGCCACACGCGUGAACGUGCACAAAGUCACGAAUUCCUUCGAGAACUGUUGCGCGUUUGCCGAGGAAAGCGUUAAAAGGAAUGCUCGUGAACGAGGAGCAGCUCGCAGGGCCAUCGGUCGUUCCGCGAGGAACGAUCGUUACUCAUUUACAAUAACGUGGCCAAAGUGCUGCAUAACAGUCAGCCCAGCUUUGAUGUUCGGGGCUAGCGUACCGCGCGAGAGAGAUAGCAAACAAUCGAGAACGGAGGAAGAUGUACGUACGCGUGGUAGAUACCCAGUAUAGAGCGGCACGAACUGCUACCUACGAUUCACAAUACGUACAACUUGCUCGCUCACCGUUUUUCUUUAAAACUACAUGCGUAUUUCGAAAAUAAGCGCUCGCCUGCGGUAGUGGGCAUUUUAAUAUAAUAUAAGGAAAUCAUGGAACCUUGCGAGAACCGAUCACAGGAAAGAGUCCAGGAGGGAGACUGUAGCUUCUUCUGGCAGGAUUACCUCGAUGCUACAAACAGUGUUGAAGUGCCACAGAUUUUGUUCCCACACGUGGAACUGACGCUUCAGAGUGGUAUCGAAAUCGGCAUGUCUUUGGAAGUGCCAGUUAAAAAGAAUGAGAACGAAGAAAACGUGAAUUACUGGGUGGCUUCCAUCGUCAUGGCAUGUGGGCCGUUGCUCAGACUGAGAUACUUCGGUGGCGAUGACAGAUCAUUGGAGUUUUGGUUCAACCUCACCAAAGAGGCUGCUCACGAGCUUGGCUGGUGUGAGAAGAACGAUAAGAACUUACAACCACCCGAUGUCGUUCUUCAAAGAUCACCAGAUUGCGUGGAAAAGUUGGCUGACUUCUUGCAAAUAGCCAGGACUAUUCCGCCGCAAAUGUUAUCAGGGGAUGGACUGAGCAUGACUGAGAGGAUCAAGCAAGGGAUGAAAGUCGAAGUCAGUGAUGUACUGCACCCGUACAAAUUGUGGGUGGCUACGAUCAUAGAGAACGUAGGAGGACGCCUGUUGUUGAGAUACGACAUACCUGGUUCUUCGCGUAGAGAUUUUUGGACGUUCUGUACAUCGGAAUACCUUCAUCCGUAUGGGUUUGCGUCUAAAUCGGAUCCCAGUUGGUUCUUGGAACCGCCCAGUUCCAUCGUACAAACGCAUACGUACGAAGAAUGGAAAGACUUGUUAGACUCCGUACCGAAAAGUUACGAUGUUCCGGAAGAGUUAUUUAAUAACUCCAUAGAUCAUCCGAAGCAUCGCUUUACAGUUGGGAUGAAGUUAGAAGCUUUGAGUCCUGUGGAUCAGAUAAAGAUAUGUCCUGCCACCGUCAUAAAAGUGUUCGACGACGUUCAUUUCCUCGUACACAUCGACACAUACGACGAAAUCUCAAAAGGAAUGGACAUCGAAUCGUCUCUGCUUAACAGUACGGAGAAAAAUACUUGGCUCUGUACCGCGGAGCAUCCAUACAUCUUCCCGGUUGGAUGGGCAAAGAGGCACGACAUCAAAAUCGUGCAUCCAAAUGGAUGGACCCCGAAGGAGGAUGAAUUCGAUUGGGACGAAUAUUUGAAAGACACACGAGCGACCGCUGCGGAGGAGAACCUGUUCCCCGAGAGACAGAGCGCGAUCGACGCUGGGUUCGAAUGCGGUAUGCGACUGGAGGCGGUCGACCCGGAACGCGAAAAUGUCAUAUGCGCCUCGCACAUCGCGAAGAUCGUCGACAAUCUUUUAUGGUUGAAAUUGGACAACUACGAGAAUACAAGACCCGAGCAUAUAGUCUACAUGCAUUCCAUGCAAAUAUUUCCCGUCGGAUGGUGCGAGUCCAAUCACUACCCAUUGAAACCACCGAAGGAUUACGUGGAAGUCUGCAAACAGUUACAGAUGCCCGAGAAGGAAGCGAAGAAGACUAACAUUCUGGACAUACCGAUAUCCGAGCCGCGUUCUUCGUUGUGGUGUCCGAAGAUAUACUUCAAUUACCGUUGCUUCACCGGGCCUAUGAUCUCUAAAGGGAAACUGGCGACGCUACCGAAAGCGGUGGGACCCGGUCCCGUGAUCUUGGUCAUGAGAGAAGUCUUGUCGAUGAUCGUAUCCGUCGGAUACAGGAGCGCUCGGAUACUGAAGGUCCUUCAGUGCGACUCCAAGCCGGAUCCUGGAUACCACUUGGAAGUUUUAAAAGCGAAACAUAAAAAUAACACGUAUCGCGCCAGCGUCGCUGUGGUCACAUCCGGAGACAUGGUAGCCGACUUUUGUCGUAAUAUAUGUAAGAAACUGAUGGUAUGCCCGAACUUGUUCGGCCCGUUGUAUGUACCGGAGAACGAGUGCCCGGACAAGUGUUACAAAACGACCAAGACAAAAUUCACAUCCGUGGGUACGGGACGCAGAGGCAAACCGAAGGGUUACACGAGCAUCAUGGUACAAAAGCCGAAGCCGUGGGGUGGCAGGCGGAAGAGAAGACGCGGCAGAUGGGCGAACAGAGAAAAGGAACUGCACGAGGAGUUCGAACACGAGGAGGAGAUGCCGUUCAUGUCGUUGGACUUGGUGAAACACGCGGACGGAUCAGGAAUCGAGGAGACGCUCGAUGGAAGGCCGCCACUUUCCGAGAUAGACAUAAUGAUUCAGAAGGAUUUGGAGAAAGGGGAGAAGUCAGACGAAUUCAAGACCGAGCCUCCUUCCAGCAACGCGUCUGACGAUUCCGGAAGUUCGUUUAACGACAAUAGGAAGUCGAAGGACGGAGGUAGUCCCAGCAGUUUGGGCAAACAGCACUCCUCGAAGUUCAGCCAAAGUUCCACGGUCACCAGGGCGAGUAAACGAGAGCGCGAUUGGGACACGAGCAUCGAGUCCGACGGCUCGGACGGGGACUCGGAAUACGUGAGAAUGCAGAAGAAGCAGAGACGACCAAAAACUCGCAAGCUCGAUUCGAAUCCACUGUUUUGGAGCGUGGACGACGUUUUCAGAUAUCUGAGGAAGACGAACGAUUGCAAAGACAUCGCGUAUCGAGUGAGACAAGAGGAAAUCGACGGGCUAGCGUUUUUACUAUUGAAUCUACCAUCUCUGACGCAGCACAUGAAACUGCGGACCAGUUUAGCCAUGAAGCUGUGUCGUCACGUCGAACAAGUCAAAGUCACGUUCUUCUUACGACACAUAAAUGAAGUAGAACCGGAACAGUAUCAAAUUGUAUAAUUCCAAUUGAUAGGUAACAAUUUAACUCUAUUAUUUAUAUAGUGUAAUAUAACGACGGACGUUGACGCGUUAUAAUUGUAUAAAUAACGGCGAGAGUUUUAAUUUAUACACGUAUUACGAUGCAAGACUGCAUUACCUUUAAAAGUACAUCGUAUAUCUAAAUUAUACUCAUGUAUAUUUAAAUUAUUUUUCUUAUGUCAUACGUUUUUUUGACGUUUAAGCAACUAACAUUUUGAGAAUUUUUUUUCGUUUUCGAAGUGUAUAAAUAAUUGUAUAAAGUAACACAGAUGUUUUAUCGUUGAUCUUACUGUUAUUCACGUUUACACGGGACAAAUGUAUCAAACCUUCAUUUUGUAAAUUGACAAUAAAACAAUAAACGCAUCAGUGGAAUGCACGAAGUCACCCUAAAA
Ceratina calcarata is the source of this 4203-nucleotide messenger RNA. RefSeq names its product scm-like with four MBT domains protein 1. Bases 1058 to 3793 code for a protein of 911 amino acids. NCBI's taxonomy places the organism in Eukaryota, Metazoa, Arthropoda, Insecta, Hymenoptera, Apidae. Gene Ontology annotation, cellular component: nucleus. The record is from RefSeq and is a predicted model, not a curated record. Gene Ontology annotation, biological process: negative regulation of DNA-templated transcription. The transcript is spliced from 8 exons. Gene Ontology annotation, molecular function: histone binding; chromatin binding.